AUGGUCGCGAAGGCGCAGCAAGAUGUGCAGCUUGGAUCAGCAGCUCCAUUGAACCCGUCCUCUAUCGACAUCCUAGCUGAUCUCUGUCGCCACAGCGCCCUCGCAGCAGCCCGACCCAACAAGGCCAAAUGCGAAGGCGUCGGGCGUCUGCUCGGGCAUGGCUCCGACCUUCACGCAGACAGUAUGAUUCCAGUUGCUGCUGGACCUCCACUGGCAGCAGCGAGUUCCACUAUGCCCGUCGUGGCGUCUUUAAGAGCUAUCUUACAACACCGACACCUGCUGGAGUAA
Molecule: messenger RNA, 288 nt
Organism: Grosmannia clavigera kw1407
Lineage: Eukaryota; Fungi; Ascomycota; Sordariomycetes; Ophiostomatales; Ophiostomataceae
Exons: 2
Coding region: 1-288 (95 amino acids)
Source: RefSeq, a predicted model, not a curated record